Messenger RNA from Daucus carota subsp. sativus, 3481 nucleotides. Its product is annotated as receptor like protein 22-like. Bases 2006 to 3022 code for a protein of 338 amino acids. The transcript is spliced from 3 exons. Lineage: Eukaryota; Viridiplantae; Streptophyta; Magnoliopsida; Apiales; Apiaceae. Gene Ontology annotation, molecular function: protein binding. The record is from RefSeq and is a predicted model, not a curated record.
GUAAGAUGUCUCUCUCUAGAUAUAAUCUUAAUACAUGUACGCAAUCGAUCCUUAUAUUGUGAUUGUGUACGUGGAUAACAUACAGGUUGUGUUGUUGAAAGUUAUAUAAAUGGUAUGAUGAGAUGUCAAUACGAGAUAUACCUUUGGGAUUGCGGAAGGAAUUGCGGAAGAAGAUGAGAUCGAGUCUUGUGGAAUUGCGGAAGAAAUUGAGACAGGGUGACAUUUCAGUUACUGGAAGCAAAUGAUCGAGUCAAGUAGACCUGGUAGCUGGUAUCAAGAUCAGGGUCCAGACUCCGGUGACUUGUAGCUUCAUAGUUAUUCCCAGAUUCGCCCUGUCUCGGAACCAUGCCAAGCAGCCAAGGUACGUAGUCCCAGUGACAUGCAAUUUCUUCAACUGUUUCUGUGGAAAACUUAAACUUUCCAGGCGAGACGUAGACAGUGUGAUAUAUCAGCAAGUGGAAUCAAAUCAUCUACAAGACCUGGUCCAAGCCUUUCACACCGUCGAUAUACUCGGAUACCUUCCCUAAAUCUAACAUCCUUUUUUUUACAUGUCUUUAGAGUUUCAACGUCACGGGAUAUGCUAAAUUUUUUAACGAGUAAAAAUGUCCUGUUGGAGGUGAUAAAUCUUUUUUACAUUUUCUUCAUAAUUUUUAUUUACCAAUUUAUUAAUUUUAAUUAGAGAUUUUAUCUCAGCACAUCAGAAAUUUCCUUAGAUUGAUAUUUCUUGUGGAACUAAAGACUCACAUUGUGUGCAUAAAUACUGGUACAUAUUGUUGCCAGUAAGACAUAGGAGUUGACACAAAGCUACUUGAUCAUUUGCCAUGGCAGCCUCACAUAGCUUUAAACUCUUAUUUUUCUUGUUUCUGCUACACUCUCUUCAUAUUAUUACUGUCACUACUACUAUGUUGUGCCACGAUCACGAGAGAUCUGCUCUUUUACAUUUUAAACAGAGCCUUCCUGCUUCUUCUAGUUCAUCUGCUUACUCAAAGACUGCAUCUUGGAAGGCUAGUGGAAAUAGUAGCAGGGAUUGCUGCUCGUGGGACGGGGUCGAGUGUGAUGAUGCUACUGGUUACGUUAUUGGUCUUGACCUCAGUAGUAGUCUGAUGCAAGCUACUCUUCACUCCAAAAGCACCCUGUUUAGCCUUGUUCACCUUCAGAGCCUAAAUCUUGCUGAAAAUUACUUCAUGAACUCUUCAAUCCCACCCGAGAUCUCCCGUCUUUCAAGUUUGUCCUUUAUAAACCUCUCAAACUCUUUAUUUUCCGGCCAAAUCCCACACGAGUUGUCAGGAAUGUCCAAAUUGGCUUCACUUGAUCUGUCUUUCAACUAUUUGUAUGGAGACUUCCCAAUUGCCAUUUUCAAUCUAUCAGGCCUGCUUGUUCUUAAUGUAAGUCGCAAUCAAAAUCUCAGUGGUUACCUACCAGAGUUCAACACAACAAGCCCCUUCAGGGAACUGGAUAUUGCUCACACAAAAUUCUCUGGUACCAUACCGUCCUCAAUCGGAAAUCUGAAGUCAUUGAAUAAGCUACGACUUAGAAAUUGCUACUUUUCUGGAUCUAUUCCGACCUCAAUUGUUCGCGAGUAACUUAAGGGCACUUGUAUUGGGUGAAAAUAAUAUUCAUGGGAAUAUACCACACUGGAUCUGGCAUGCAAGUAAUAAAUUGGAGUUGAUCAACCUUCGUGACAACUUCCUAACAGCCUUUGAGAAUCCCCUUGCUAUUCAAAGUAAAAGUCUGAGAUACAUAGACAUCAGCAAUAAUAUGCUACAAGGGAAUCUCCCAAUUCCACCACCAAAUACAUAUUUGUACUCGGUGCAGAAGAACAGAAUACCAGGGGAGCUCUCACCCAUGAUGUGUGGUGUCUCUAAAAUUACUAGAUUUGUCAGAUAACAACCUGGGUGGGCCAAUUCCACACUGCCUCGCCGAUUCGUUGGAAACCCUUUUUCUCCAAAAGAACAACUUUUCUGGUACAAUUCCUCAAACAUACCCAAAAGAAUGCGACCUGAGGAUGAUGGACAUGAGUCAAAACCAGUUAACAGGGAAAGUUCCAAAAUCGUUGUCAAAUUGUAAAAUGCUACAGGUUUUGGAUCUGUCAAAUAAUCAGAUGAAACAAACUUUCCCCACUUGGUUGGGGACUCUUCCACGGUUACAGGUUCUUCUUCUGCAUUUCAACAUGUUUCAUGGUGAGAUUGGUAGCCCAAGGAGUCCUUCGGAGUUCCCAUUGCUGUCCAUUAUUAAUCUCUCACAUAACGCUUUUACCGGUGCUUUGCCUGUGAAUUAUAUCCAGUUUUGGAAUGCAAUGAAAGUUGUUCGUACAGGCAUUGAACCAUAUAUUGAGACAUAUGUCUACAUUUCGUUUUCUCAUAGCAAGUACCCUUACAGGGACCUUUACCAUUAUUACAACCCAAUGACUCUUACCAACAAAGGUGCAGAGAGGGAGUACAAAGAGGUUCUAAAUUGUUUCACUGCAAUUGACCUUUCAAGUAACAAGUUCACAGGACAGGUUCCCGAAUCUCUUGGAAGUCUUAAGGCUCUUCAGUUGCUCGACCUUUCAAACAAUGAUCUUACAGGUCCAAUUCCUCCCUCACUUGGGAAUCUAACACAGCUUGAAUCGUUGGACCUUUCACAGAACAAGCUCUGGGGGGUCAUCCCUGAACAGUUAGCAGCGCAACUCAACUUUCUCUCUUUCUUCAACGUGUCUCACAACCACCUAAGUGGUCCCAUACCACAAGGCCCGCAGUUCAGAACUUUUGACUACAAUUCUUACAUCGGGAACUCGGGACUAUGUGGAUUCCCAGUAUCUAAGAAUUGUGGAACACCGCAGUCACCACCUGAUGACAACGAGGAUGGUUCCGAGGAAGAGAAGUUUCCAAGUGGAUUUGAUUGGUUAUUCAUAUUAGUAGGACUUGGAAGUGGGCUUGUUGUUGGAUUUGUUAUGGGAGACAUUUCAAUGGAUAGACACCCCUGGUUGAUUCGUGGGAUUGUUCAGAAAUUCGGACUGACAGAAGAAACCGAGAAUGCGUAGGAGGCAGACCAUUCGGGCUUAAGAAACAGGAUUACUCUGACAGGUACUCAAAGAUGCAUUUUGUUUUCUCUUUUGCUGGCCCUUAUGUUUGGUUUUAUGUACUUAUGUUCUUUCUAAUAUUUUCUGGUUGCGGUUUGUUUGUUUUAAAACAAAGCUAGUAUAACCCGUAUGAAAAACUCCUUGGGCAUGAAUGCAUUAGAGAUUCAUUUGCCGCUGGGAUUCAGUUUUGCGUACCACUUCAAUAUUGAUAUGAUUAUAAUAUUUUAUGUUACGCCAAGUAUAUUCUUUAUUAGUGAAAUAUAUUAUUAAUUUGACUAAAUAUGUGCACAAACCGGAGAAAUCUUAUUGUGUUUUAAACAAGGAGCUGCUGCUAUACUAAUCAAGGUUCCAGAAUUAGUUACUAAAAGUAUGUUUUAAGUUUUAGCAGUUGUUGCUAAACUGCGUUUUGGAUUGUUUAAA